Messenger RNA from Eupeodes corollae, 1589 nucleotides. RefSeq lists its product as uncharacterized. The transcript has 3 exons. Bases 211 to 1530 code for a protein of 439 amino acids. The record is from RefSeq and is a predicted model, not a curated record. Lineage: Eukaryota; Metazoa; Arthropoda; Insecta; Diptera; Syrphidae.
GAACGGUUUUUUUUCUGACUAAGAGGGUUGAGAUAUCUUUUAUCAUAAUAAGCUGGGAUUUUCUUUGUUCAUAAAUGCAUUUGCGGUCAUUUGAGAGUAAUAAUAUUUCAGAUAGUUGAGCCUUAGGAUAAAGUUCUAUAAUUAAUUUAAAAGGGGGAAUAUGAAUUCAGUUUGUUUGAGUUCGUUAGUUAGGUUGGGAUAACAUUUAAAAUGGCAGCAGACUUAUUUUGGGUAAUCCUUCUAUCGAUGAUGAUUUCUUUGAGUAUUGCGUCAAAUUAUCGCAAUGAACGCAUAUGUACCAAACAGAUUUUGAAUAAGUUUUACAUUCAUAGAUUUGAUAAGAAUAUUCAAAGAGUCGUUUCAGACGAGAAAAUAAGAAAAAAAAUUGUUUUUGUUUGCUGUGAUGGAUAUCGUGAAAGGAGUCGCAUUAAGGAACUGCCGAAUUGUGAACCCGUUUGCAAGCAAUCAUGUGGUUAUGGCUAUUGUUAUAAGCCUAAUUCUUGCGCUUGUUAUUAUGGUUAUGAAAUUUCGGACCUUGAUGGAACUUGUAAGCGAAUUGUGGUUGAAACGAAAACUGUUUUCCCCACUGUGGAGGUUGCAACAUUCAAAGUUGAGCCUACAACUUGGCAACAUAUUUUCGAAAAGUCGACUCAUCUGAAAGACGUUUUUGAUUCGAAUAAAAAAGCUGUUUCUGAGGUAACAAGUGAGAAAAAUACAAAGUUUGAUGUACCCACAAUGGGACAGAUUAACUUUCCAAGAGUUAAGUUUGUCACAUAUUCGGAUUUUGGUUUAGGAACCAUUCAUCCAACAAGCAAUCCUCGCCCUAACUUGAAGAUUGAAUCCUCAACAAAUCAGAUUGAUUUUGAAUCCUCUUUGGAAACUGGCACUGAUUUUUCGAGGGUGAAAUUUAUUCCACAUAGAGAAUCCCUUCCCAAUAACAUCAAAUCCAGGCAAACUAAUAACUUUGAAGUACAAUCGUAUGUGUCUGCAAAUUGUUCUUAUGGCAUUUGUAUUUGCCAAAUGGGAUAUCAAUUAAUUGAUAACAAAUUUUGCACUCAAUGUCGAAUUGGAAACCAGUGUCAAUGUCCAGCAGGAUACGCCUAUGAUUCAUUUCGUUGUAAGCCAUUGUGUAAUGGUGUGUUUGAUGGCUGUAUUCAAGGAACUUGCGUUGAACAUGAUGAAUGUAGCUGUUUCAAUGGCACAGAAAAGUUUACCGAUGAUAAAUUUCGUUGUUAUGUCAAAGAGACAAGCAAAUUAGACCAAAGAAAAAUUGAUACAAAAUGGUAUCUUUUGGUGUUAUUGAUUCCAGUAAUUAUUGUUAUAAUAAGCUUUUAUUUUGUCAUCAAACGUUCGAGAUCUGCCAAAUCGAAUCGUUUAAAAGCUCAAAGGCAUCAAUUCCAGGAAAUUCGAUAUUUUCACACAAAUAAUAAUUUCUGUGUUCAAAAAAUGUGUAACACGGCAGUGGACGGAUCAGGCCUUGAUGGACCUACAAAUCAGCUUAAUGAGAAUAUACUAAUUGUUAAAGUGUAAAAAUAAAUGUUAAGGACAAAUAUAAGAAACAUUAAUAUUUACUAUAGUUUUGAAAAGCA